Limulus polyphemus (Atlantic horseshoe crab) is the source of this 1257-nucleotide messenger RNA. RefSeq names its product RYamide receptor-like. Gene Ontology annotation, biological process: neuropeptide signaling pathway. NCBI's taxonomy places the organism in Eukaryota, Metazoa, Arthropoda, Merostomata, Xiphosura, Limulidae. Gene Ontology annotation, molecular function: neuropeptide Y receptor activity. Gene Ontology annotation, cellular component: membrane. The transcript has 2 exons. The record is from RefSeq and is a predicted model, not a curated record. The coding region runs from base 1 to 1257 and encodes 418 amino acids.
AUGAUUACUGAGAACGCCACCUGGUGGAACAUGUCCAUAGAGCCUCAGCUGAAUGUUUCCUUUAUAAUUUGGACGGAUAGUGAAAAAGAAGAAAGCAACUUUACUUCAACGGAAAACUACUCCGUUCCGGAAGGUAUUCAAGCACUUAUGUAUGUUAUGUACACAACCAUUUCUCUCGCUGCUGUAGGUGGAAAUGGAAUAGUAUGUUACAUCGUACUUGCUGAUCGGCGCAUGCGCACAGUCACCAAUUAUUUUAUUGUCAACUUAGCCGUGGGAGACCUGUUGAUGGCCAUCUUAUGCAUUCCUUUUACUUUUGUGGUCAACUUGAUUCUUCACCGCUGGCCAUUUGGCACAACCUUAUGUGUUGUGGUCACUUACGCCCAAGCUGUGUCGGUGUUCAUUAGUGCUUACACCAUGAUAGCUAUCAGCGUUGACAAGUACAUCGCCAUCAUAAAACCGCUGAGACCACGGAUGACAAAGCUACAGGCAAAACUACUGAUCUUUCUGGUAUGGGCGGUGGCGAUCAUCACCCCACUCCCCACUGCUAUAGUCUCUCGACUUGUGGCAGCAAAGAGCUCAGAUGGUUACCAUUGCACUGAGGUCUGGGAUCCUCCAGAACAGCGUUACUAUUAUGGGAUGUCUCUGAUGACGCUCCAGUACUUUCUUCCUUUGAUGGUACUCAUUUUUACCUACACUAGAAUAGCCAUGGUGGUUUGGGGUAAGCGCACCCCCGGAGAAGCAGAGGAUGGUAGGGAUCAGAGACUGGCGGCAUCCAAACGAAAAAUGGUAAAGAUGAUGAUCACGGUUGUGACGGUCUUCACACUUUGUUGGCUGCCUCUAAACACCUUGAUCGUAGUGGGUGAUCAAGAUCAAUCAAUCUGGUAUCACGAGCAUAUUGAGUACGUCUGGUUUGUUUGCCAUUGGCUGGCUAUGAGCCACGCCUCCUACAAUCCUAUCAUCUACUGUUGGAUGAACUCCAAGUUUCGCAAUGGCUUCUGGCAGAUAUUUUGUCUUCUUUUACCUUGCAUCCGAGGCAGUCGUCCAGUACAUUUUCGAGAAAGAAAAAAUAUUCGAAGUCGUACUUGUACAAGUGAGCGAACCACCAGUUUCAUGACGUCGGUGACGUUCACCACUGUGUCCAACGUGGGCCAAAGCUUAUCCACGAAGAAGGGCAGCACGUUACCUGCUAGGACUAAGUUCAGGCGCCGUAUUUCUAAAUUUGAAGAUGAAACUUCUAUACACUGUAAUUUUGAGUAA